UGUUAUUGUUGUACACUUCAACAUGACCAGUCAUCUAAAAAACCUCCGGAUUUGACCUUCUUUCUAUAUUUUACUGCGGCCUACCCACAGUAAUAAUAAUAUCUCCUGUUAGAUAUACCUUUCAACUUUACAUAUGGGUGGAAUUUGCCUUGUUGAUCGCUGUAUCUAAAAAUCCCCGAUAGUUUUGUCGGGGUAACCUUUUCUGUCGACCGUCUUAGGUUCAGCCGGGAGUAGUCGACAGAACAAAAACCUUGUUUUCAUUUUCCCCGUCCCUCUGAAACAUCAUGGACUUGAUGUUUGACUGGGAAUAUGAAGGAGAUAGGUUCUCAUUUGAAGACAGCGACCGUUUUGAGGAAGAUUCCCUCUGUUCCUGGCUAAGCGAGCCAGAAAGCCUGUGCAAUAAUUGGCGAGGUUGGAAAAGGCAAAAUGGAGGGCAGACGGUUCCUAGCAUUCGUGCACAGGAAAGCAAAGUGACUCCACUGGUGGAGCUAGCAGCGCAGGCCGUGGCUUGUCAUAUACCAUUUGAAGUAGUGGAACACUUCCCUCAGCCCAUUCCUGAACAGCUGCAGCUGCGCAUCGCAUUCUGGAGCUUCCCGGAAAAUGAAGAGGAUAUUCGACUGUACUCCUGCUUGGCUAAUGGCAGUGCGGAUGAGUUCACCAAGGGAGAGCAUCUGUACAAGAGCAAGGCCGUCAGGGACGCUCUGCAGAUAGGCUUCCAUCUGAGCGCUACAGUCAUCCAUCUGAACCUGACGCAGACCCAGGGGAAAGGAAGCUACAAUGUUGCCGUGGUCUUUGACCGGCGGCGCAUCUCUUCAUGCACAUGCACUUGCAACAGCAGUCCCUCCUGGUGCUCACACAUUGUGGCAUUAUGUCUAUAUCGUAUACAUCAGGCUACGUCAGUAUGUUUGCGAGCACCAGUGUCCGAGUCACUUUCGCGUCUUCAUAGAGAUCAACUACAGAAAUUUGCUCAGUAUCUAAUUACUGAACUGCCACAACAAAUUUUACCAACAGCUCAACGGCUUCUAGAUGAACUGUUAUCUUCUCAGGAAACAGCUAUAAAUACAGUGUAUGGGGCACCAGAUCCUACUGCUGGACCCCCUGCAAGUGAGCAGACCUCAUGGUGUUUAGAUGAAACAACUCUACAUGAAAAUGUGAAGAAAACUCUAGUCAAGUUCUGUGUCCCAUCUCCAAUAGUAUUUAGUGAUGUGAACUACCUAUCAGCCAGUGCACCUCCUGCAGCAGCAGAAUGGCAGAGUCUAUUACGGCCACUGAGAGGGAGAGAGCCUGAGGGCAUGUGGAACUUAUUGUCUAUAGUCAGGGAGAUGUUCAAGCGACAUGACAGCAAUUCAGUACCCCUGUUGGAGAUUCUCACAGAUGAGGUUCUACAGUGUGAACAGAUACUGAUUUGGUGGUUUGCCACGAAGGCCUCAGCCUCUAAUAACAGCAAUGCUGUGCACUGUAGCCGCAGUGGAAACAGCUCGGCGAAUGCCACCCAGCACGCUGCUGCGAGUCUGUGUGAAGAAAUAGUAACUCUGUGGCGACUAGCUGCUCUCAACCCUAAACUCUCACCGAUUCAAGCUGAUGAUCUAUGCACCAAGUUCAAGGAGUGGCACAUCCAGACAAUAGAGAAAGUCAGGAAAGCUCGCGGAUCUAAUUCCAGCAGUUCAGGCGGAAACAUUAAGAAAAGUGACAUCGAAAACUUUCCUGGGUUCAAACCUGCUAUUGAGGCAUGUCAGAUGACAUGGGAAGACUACCCCAUUCCUGGGGUAACCUACUCAGACAAAGAUGGAUCUCGGUAUGUGUAUCACUUUAGCUCUAAGGGCUCAGAUGGGGAGGGAAAGAAACCAUCCAGGGUGCAACCAGUCACUAUAUGCUCAGAAGACAUUAUUAGCACUGAUAAUUCUCGAACUCUUGCUCAUUCCCAAAGAUCUCAGGAUGCUCGGGCACGUGCCCGCCACGAAGGACGGCCGUUGAAUAUGAGGAGAGAUUCCGCCAUCAAUGAUGGAGCAGCAAGCUCAGGUUCAGAAGGAUUUUGUGAGCCGGAACGUGGAUUCCGGGACUCUGAUUCUAGUUACGAUAACAAAGGAUUUCACUCUAGGAGUAACUCCUUGGAUGAGCCUGACCCUGGCCAUGUAUAUCCAGGCCAGGUCUCACACAGGGAGAAUGUACGUGUCAUGGUGCAUCAGGAUAGUGAUGUGUUUGAUGACGGGGUAGUGGACGACCGACCAGACCCCGUCGGUCAGGAUCUCGCAAACCCCACCCCCCAGGAAGAAGGGGCCAUGGUGUCCCCUGGAGCUACAGCGCAAUCUAGUCAAAGUCUUGAAGCUGGUGCCCCUGCUGUUCGGCCUGUUGAACAAUCUACCUCAGAAUCACAGCAGUCUAGUGAUGAGUAUCAGAUGUAUUUCUAUGACCCUAAAUCAAAGCUGACUGAUGCAGACAAGAAGAAGAAGGACAAGAAUGAGGAGCCCAACUACUUCGCUGGCCUGAAGAACCCACAGGAGGCCAGCAAGGUCCCAGAGAAGAACCCUUCCUCUCAGGAUAACUUCCAAGCCUCUGCUCCUCUGUCGCAAAUACUGUUUGCUCGGGCAGAGGCUCUCCAUGCGCACGGCCACACUAAAGAGGCCUGUAAGUUGGCCAAGCAGUUAGCUGAAGACUUGUUGACCAACCCACCAGACCUUAUUGCGGAGUCGGCCAAUGUGCCAACACCAAAGUCCAAGAAGAAGAAGGCCCUGAACAACAUCAGCCUGUUAGCCAGUGCCACUCUGUCCAAGGCUUCCUUCCUGGUCAGUGUUCUGUGUGAAGGAGUGGAGUGCCACCAUCUAGCCUUCCAAGUCGGGAUGUUUGGACUGGAGCUUGCAAGACCACCUGCAUCCAGCAAGGCGCUUGAGGUGAAGCUAGCCCACCAGGAGUCAGAGCUGCUGCAGAUGUUGAAGAAGAUCCCCCUGUGGCCGGCCGAGCUGGGUGUCCUGCGGGACAGGGCAGAACAGUUGCGUGACGGCAAGCUGCAGACAAGGGGCGACGCCCUUCUGCCGCUACACCUUGCUACAUUCAUCUUUGACUCACUUUGUCUUCCAGGUGUUGUUGCAAACAGAAGCGUGGCAGAUGAGAAACUUGGAUUUGAGGCUGCUGUGACAGCAUUAGGUUUAAAAGCAAACGUGUCCGAGGCUGAGCACCCACUGCUGUGUGAGAGCACACGGAGACAGAGGGGAGAGCUAGCCAUGUCCAUGUUGGUUCAGUACAAGGAUGACCAGGUCAAGCUAAGCAAGAUAAUGGACAAAUUGCUGGACAAGGAAGUCCAUCAACUCUUCAAAGCUCCGAGCCUGGUGACAUACCUGUCUAGUAGCAAGACCUCUUCUAGUCAGGGCCCUAUACCAGGGCCUAGUCACGCUGCUGCCCAGGGAGAUAUGCAUGGAGCAGUUGGCAACAUGGCCGCCAACCACAACUCGGACAUGGACAAUUUGUUUGUCCCAGACCGAGCACCGAUGAUGGGAGGUGGCAACCCUGACAUAGGUGGGCAGUGGCAGGACGUACGACCUGGACCGUCAGGGGGAGCUGAUGCCCUGCCCCCUCAACACCCCUCCCACUCAGGCAGUGGGAUGAUCACUGGAGGGGCGAGGCCGAAGACUUACACUCACAGAUAUAACAUGAACAGUGGCAAGGACACUGACAGCUCUGCCCUGGAGGAAGAGGGAGAUGACAUCAAGGCUCUGGAAGCCAAGAUCCGGUGUCUGGGUAUGAAGAAGAAACCUUCCCAAGGUAUGGCCAGUAUUGACAGCAGCGCCCCGGAGACAACAUCAAGUGACAACUCCCCCACCCUGGUGCGACGCAACUUUGGCAAACAUCAGGGUCCCGGCAGCGACUGCGGCAGCAGCGGGGACAGCAGCGACUCCCUGGGCUCCAGCAGCUCUGGGGAUAAGGGUGCCAGGGGCCUGCAGAGAGACAACGAAAGGUGUGUUACUCAUCAUGCAGAUGAUGGGAAUCAGGAACGAUGUCCGCCCAGUCCAUACAUCAACAGGAUCCUGCCCUCACAGCUUAUGAUGGACUCAAGAAGCUCAACUCCCAACAUCAAAGGAAUCAGGUACAAGGGAAAGAACCGCAUCAUGCCAACAGUGCCCAAUCAGCCUAGUGAAGCUUCUGCCCACUUCAUGUUUGAGCUCGCUAAGACUGUGUUGAUGAAGGCAGGGGGUAACAGCUCGACGUCACUCUUCACACAGCCUUCCAACAGCAACAACCAGCAUGGUCCACACAGGAACCUGCAUCUAUGUGCGUUCCAGAUUGGCUUGUAUGCCCUUGGACUCAGCAACUGCGUGGCACCCAACUGGCUGUCUAGAACUUACUCCUCCCAUGUGUCUUGGAUCACAGGUCAAGCCAUGGAAAUUGGCAGCGCAGCAAUCAGGAUACUGAUUGAUACAUGGGAGGGUCAUUUGACUCCUCCGGAGGUGGCCUCCCUUGCAGACAGAGCUGCAAGAGGGCGUGACCCCAACAUGGCAAAAACUGCAGCAGAGCUUGCUUUGUCAUGCUUGCCACAUGCCCAUGCCCUGAACCCUACAGAGGUGCAGCGAGCCUUGUUCCAGUGUAAGGAACAGAGUCAGGAGAUGCUGGAGAAGGCGUGUCUGGCUGUGGAGACCGCAGCAGAGGGAGGGGGUGUGUUCCCCGAAGUCCUCUUCGAUGUGGCCAGACACUGGCAUGAACUAUCUGAAGAAGCUGCACAAAAGUCAUCAUCUGAAGCUGUGGAUGUCUGUGCCAGCGCUGCCAGGACAGUUCGAGUGGAGCCCGAAAAUCAGGCUCCUGUGGCUGUUCCUGUUGUUGCUGCUCCUGUCCAGCCUGUGGCUAACAACCCAGACAGGAAUAGCCCCUCAGCCCACCCAGUCCUUCCCUAUAACCACAACCCACCCCAGAGCCAAGCUAACGCUACAGCUAGUCCUCAGCUCCUGACCCAUAGCAGCAAUCCUGUGGCACACCAGGCCGUUGUACUAAGCCCCUAUGCUAUUCCACAGACUGGUCCUCACCAUGCACAGCUACCUCAAGCAUAUGUACAACACUAUAAUAACUGUUAUGUUCAACAAGUGCCUGCUGCUGCCUUCAGCCACUACUCACAGCCACACAUAGUACACCCUCACAGUAUCCAUCCAGCCUACGUGACGCAGUACUACCAGAACCAGGCUCCAUACGGCAACAUCCAGAACAUGUCUGGACACUCCCAAGUGUAUCACACAUCUGCCACCCACAUCCGACCAAUCACCCCAGCUGUUCCCAUCUACGCUGGAACUAACUGCCAAGUGGCAACAGUCCAAAACAUCUCCAACCCUAUCUCCAGUCACAUCCACGGUCUCCACCAGCUGGAGCCGACCACUAGCACAGCCUCCACUGGGACGAUGGGUCAGAUCGCAGUCGCCAGUCCCCAGCCGGCCGCCCAGCCCCCUGUACACAAUCAGGAGCAGCUCAAGUACCUGAUGGCAGCCUUCAGGGUGGGCAUGUCAGCUAUGGAGACACUUGCUCGUCGAGUCCAUGACGACCGCCCUCAGACAAAGUAUGCUCGGAACCCACCCUAUGGGGAGGAUGUCAAAUGGCUCCUGGCAAUAGCCAUCAAACUAGGAACGUCAACUCUCCAGCAGUUUUGUGCCAGUGCAGUGAAUGCUGUAGUGAGCCCCUUCGUCCUGUAUGACCUAGCAUCCGAGGCAGCCCGCUUCCUGGCCAGGAACAACCAAGCCCAUGUGCCUAGUCAGCUUAGAUCCAACAUCCUCAACUCCAUGUUCCAGAAGUGUCUGCAGAUGUUCAUACAGUGUGCCCAUCAGAGAAUUCAUCACAUAACAUAUGCUGACUAUGACGACUUCGUCAGCACAAUCUGCAGCGCCCGUAACGCAUUCUUCAUGGCCCCAGGUGGUGUCGUGCAGUUUAAUGAACUUCUUCAAAGCCUGCGACGCUCAAAAUCGUGUCGCAAAGAUCUAUGGCAGAAGAUCAUGGGAGGUCUAGCUACAGGCAGUGUUUGACGACAGGUUCUUGGUCCUUAGUCAAUUGUAGUUCAGAUAUUGUGUUCAGAUGUUGGAUGAUAAUGACUUAUAUUUGUAGCAAAAAUGAAGUCCUGUUAUUUUUUGUCUAUGAAAAUACAAAAAAAAUAUAUAAAAAAUUUACCAACCAACUGCCAGGAUUUUUGUGUGUGACGGGAAGUGAAUGCACACUUUGUGAGGCACUUCUUGGAAGUGUAUAUAUACAUGUAUUAUGAAUAGUAAUUGUUAGAAUUUUAACGUACUUAAAACAUUGUAUCUGUUCUGCAUGUUAUUUUAGAUUGUGAGAAAGUAAUUUAAAGAGUAUUUUUGAAAAAUGCUUAAUAAGCUGUUAAGUUGUUGAGCGUUUUCAGCAUUCACCUGUAUUUCCUCAUCUUAUUUCCUUUCCUUUUUCGUCAUGUGUAUUUAAACUCCAUAUUUAUAUACCCUUGUUAAUCAUAUUUUAUACAUUCAUUAGUUUGAUUUCAUUGAUCUUUAGAUAUUAUUGGUUAUGUUUUCUUUGCAUCUGUUGAAUGUUGAUUCCUUAUUUUGCCAUAUCUUACAAUUUCUACAGAACAAUUUCAUAUUCUGUUGUUGUAUUUACAGCUUUAUUAUGAUCUUUUGAAUAAAGCAUUAUUUUACAUAUCCAAAGAUUGGUCACUUAAUAAUUUUGAAACAAGAUAUGUAGAUUAUCGUCACAUUUUUUUUUUACUGAUUUCAGACAGCAUAAGAUUUGUAAUGAAAUCAUUGUAGAAACAGGGUUUGUUAAUAUCAUCUCAGUAUUUGCCAUAGGGUUCAGGUUGUGUCGGAGCAUACAACUCAAUGUGAAAUUGUUUUGUUGACUUCUGUAUACAGAGACAAAGACUAUUCUACAUUUAUUUUAUUACCCACUGGGGUUCUUGUUCUACAAAAUACUGUUUAUCAAUGCCAUCACCAAAUAUAUACAUAGAAACGAAUCGUGUCAGUGAAACUGAAAUUAUUAUUUCUCAUCACAAAGUCAUCACUCGUUCACAGGAAACAGUUGUCCUGUUGACUCCUCUAUGGAAACAAUUACUUGCUGAAUGUUAAAAAAGUUAAGCGAACUGUCUUUCUUCGAAAGGAAAAUAUUUACAUGCUGUAAAUGGGAUCGAGAUGUUCCAAACACAUGUAAUAGUGCUUUUUGCAUAAAUUAUAUAUCAGCCAUAAUGUAUUACUAAAUCUUUCUUCACAUUCCAUUUAGAUUGCAUCUCUUUAAACUGCUAUUCCAUUCAUACUGAGGUAACAUUUCCAACACUUCACUCGGAACUCAAAUAAUAAUUAUAAUAUUCUGAUAUUGUUUCAGUUCAAUUCCAAACAACUAUUCCUCAACUAUGGGGAUAAGUGAAACAUUGAUUAGUGUCAGUCCAAGUUAAUUAUGACUAAAUAUCUGAUAUGCAAAGUAAUAUUUUAAAUCCUAUGCAAAACUAUUCAAAACAACAGGUUCAUUUGCCCAAACACAUUUUAAUCUACUAUUCAAAUUUCAUGAUUCAUCCGUUGUCUAAAUGUCUAUGCAAAAAAUCAUGUUGAGGUAUCACACAUACAAAUUUAAAAUACUGCAGCGUUGUGAAAAUAGUGUAGAGCUUGCUACACUUUGCAGGAUUAAUUUAUUUUUGUAUGCUGUCAACCAUUAGUGACUUGUUUAUUUGUGACAAUUGAAUCCGCAUAUAGAUCUUUUAGCAGUUCUAGGACAUAUGUUGUAUUAUUUCUGAGACAUUUUGAAUUCAAAAUCAACAUUUGUACAUCUUAAAUUAAGUUACCUGCGUAUUAAGAAUAUAUUUAUUUAGAAUGUGUUAUUCUGAUAAAUCAAAUACAAAUGUGCACAUGUAGUGAGAACAUUCAAAUGUUUAAAGAUAUUGAUCAGACUUUGUCAUUUGACUCAACAUUAUCAGGUUGCUGAAAUUUCUUAAUUUCUGCAAAUUAGAUUAUUGAGUAAUUAUGUUGAUGUUGAAAACUUGUUAGGUGACAGAUAGUGUGACCUUUCCAUGUAAUGAGCGAAAGAUUUAGAGUGUGUCCAUUCUAUACCUCAGAAGUAAAGACAUGGUGGAUGGGAAAUUCUUGUGACAAAUGCUUGACGAUAUGUUGUUUUCACUUAUCCCAUGUAGGGCAGUAGAGCCCAUUAGGAUCGUCUUGCUUGCAUAUAGAAAGAUUUCCUCAGUGAAUGGGACAUGCAACAGGAAAACUGUUCGGGACAUGCUUGUCUAUGAUAAAAUUUCUUCUAGUUAAUUUAUUUCUAACAACAUAAGUCAUUUCUGGUGUCCUCCGCCAUGAUAUUGCUGGAAUAUUGCUAAAAGCGGCGUAAAACCAUACUCACGCACUCUGAAAAGAUAAGUUAUUGUUCUUUAUUGGCAGGGGACAUGGGUGGCCCAGUCGUCUGCGAUUCGCUGUGCAGAGUUGUGCCCCUUGGGCACGCCAGAAAUCUAUGAUAGUGGGUUCGCCCCUAUGAUGUUUCUAGGUUUGUCAGCACCAUACCCAUGCUCGUGCAUCACUUCGGGCUUUCCUCCCACAUUAAGCUGACACGCCAUGAUAUAACUGGAAUACUGUUAAAAGUGGCGUUAAACCUAACUCACUCACUCACUUAAUUGGCAAUCAAAAUAUUCAGCAUUCUAUCUACAAAUAGUGUCUGCAUAAUUUCUGUGAAGGAUUCCACCAGUAAAGAACAUGAUUGCUCAGUAUAUAUUUAACCAUGCCAUUCCUGAAACUAAACCUUUCUAACAAAUAGACAAUUUAGAUUAAACUUGACCCUUUCAUUUGAGUAACCAUUUUCAAAAAGGAGUGUCUAUUCAGCAACAAGGCCACUGAGAGUCUAGAGAGACGGCCUCUACAGCCCUGUUUGCAAUGUCAGCUUAUGGUAUGACUUUUGCAUUCAUGUAUUGCAAGUGGUGAAAGUAGGCUCCAAGCACCUGUCGCUUCCUUAGUGAUCUUCCAUUGACACAACAGGGUCUCCAGCUUCCCAGGCUUCCAUGAACCUCAGUCAGGAAUAAAAGCUCACUCAGAGGGUGUUCUAGAAGACCAGGGAUGAACUGUGUCAAACACUUGUUACAAAGGAGUCUAGAAAACGUAUUAGAGUUUAUUUUGAAAGUUGACUUCAAAGGAAGAUUUGUUAAUGCACAUUUUGUACUGUGUGCUUGUAAGUUGUUUUAAAGGAUUGUUUUAUUGCUUCCUCGUCUAUUUGGAUGGCUACAUUGUAGUUACUAGUUCCAUUAAUUGCAGCAACAUCAUAAAUACGAUUCAGGGGUUUUCUCUUGAAAGUCAUUUGUUAAAAUGUUCAUAGCUGAUUUUGAAAUUCAAGUAGACUUUGAAAUCAAAAUUAGGAUUAUUAGUCUCAAGGUCAUUUAGUUGCGAUGCAGAAAUUAUUAUUAGUCUUCAGAUGUCAGGAGUUUCAUAUAACUGCACUAUUCAUGGAGAGGAUGAUGGAAUUUAAUCCAGAUAAAAUGUUAUAAUAUAAUAUCAAGGUAACAAAAAACACCAAGCUGUAAACAAUUGUACAAAUUUUCAAAAGAAUACUAAGGAACAGGUUUGAUUUGUAAGCACUGCUUUCAAUCAGUGACCAUUUGAGCAAUAUUUCAUUGAUUGUUAUCAUAACUCUCAUUUGAUGUUUAAUGUCAUUUCUGAAUGAAUGUAAAUCUUUGUCAAAUUAAAUACAAGAAUGAGUGCAAUAAUAAUUACUUCAUUUCUGAUUGUCAUCCUCAUUUUCCAAAUUACCAGUUAAUCAUUUUUAUAAGUAGAUGCUGAUAUAUUUUUUUGGUGUAUUUAUUCCUCAGAAUUGCUCAUUUGUUUAUGUGUGCAGUCUUGUUGCAAUGUUGAGAACAUGGCACAUGGUUUGACAGGUUAUCAGGUAAUCUUUAUCCCUAUUUUCAUCAAGUGAUGAAAUUCAAACCUUAACAAACACGGUCUUAUCAAAAUAAAUAUUUUUUAUCUGAAUUCAAAAUUAAAGUGAAAGACGCAUUUUAGCUUGGGAAAAAAUAUUUUAUUUAAUUGUUUUAGACAGCAAGCAAUGACUUAAUCUUUAAUCAAAGAAAUGUGGAAUUCAUAUAUUGCAUCCUCGGUAAUCCUGUGUACAAUAUCUGCAUACAUUUUUUUAUAAUUACCUUGGACCCAUUCCCUACCAUAGCUUUGUUUAGAGCCUGAUGAGAAUAGCAUGAUGAUAAAACUAGUCAUUCUGUCAAAUUAACAAGCGAGAACAAUUUUGUACUCCGAGAGAAGAGCAGUGAAGGUGGAUACAUGACUUCUGUAAUGAAGCUAUGGUCUGAAUGGGUCCAGGGUAUUUAUCCUUCUACAAUGGAGAUGUAAUACACCAGAUAAUCUAGGAUGCUACAUGGUAGCCCAUGUGCCAUUAAGAUGCCAGUUCAAUGUUCCAUUUUGAACUAUGUUUUGAGAAUUACUUGAUCUCUUUAUCUCAGUUUCAAAGAACUUACCAUGACUUCAUGAUUAUAUUGUUCUGCAAAUCAUUGCAAUUAUGUCAUGGACCUGUUAAGUAUGUGAAAUGUGUUACUUCUACGUCGAAUGUUGAUGAAUAACAUCACAAUAAGAACUGUUAAACUUUUAUUCAAUAAAUUUUCAUGGCUGCCAUUCAUUUUCAAUGUGAGAUGUAUAAAGAUGUUCAUGAUAUAAGCUAAUAUUUAUUCUGUGACGCUGCUUCUUCACAUUAAAUUAUGCUUCCUUAACUUCUCAAUAACUUAACUGUUAAUUUGUUUGAAGGAAGUGGCUUUUGUCAAUGUUGGCUCCUUUCUUAUGUAUUUGAGUAAAUACGAUUAGAAUAUGGUUGACAAUCAUCAUGGCUAACAACAUUCAUUUUCUUCAGAAGAAAGACAUGAUCAUACUGUAAGAAAACUACACCAUGGGGACACAUUUGGGAAAGUAAAUGAUUUUUGAAACCAGAAAUAUCUUGAGCCACUGAACCCAGGGGCAUGGCCGACCCUCAUUUUGUACCCUCCAUUCUGUAACAUUACUGAGCUGGAAAACAGCGUAAAAACAGUCACUGCUUGCUUCAUUUGAUUUCUGCUUUAGACAGUAUUAAAAUAUGUUCCUGUCAAUUAAUUUAUUGGUUGAAUAUGCUGUUUCUAUCAGCCUUGUACUGUUUGUGUCUGUGAAUUUGGUGAUGAUAACUUUGUUUCAAUAAAGAACUUUGUCCAACAACCUCA
This is a messenger RNA of Haliotis rufescens (red abalone), 11143 nucleotides long. Its product is annotated as zinc finger SWIM domain-containing protein 8 homolog. The coding region runs from base 285 to 5990 and encodes 1901 amino acids. The transcript has 22 exons. Gene Ontology annotation, cellular component: Cul2-RING ubiquitin ligase complex. The record is from RefSeq and is a predicted model, not a curated record. Gene Ontology annotation, molecular function: zinc ion binding. NCBI's taxonomy places the organism in Eukaryota, Metazoa, Mollusca, Gastropoda, Lepetellida, Haliotidae.